Molecule: messenger RNA, 1379 nt
Organism: Larimichthys crocea (large yellow croaker)
Lineage: Eukaryota; Metazoa; Chordata; Actinopteri; Sciaenidae
Gene: ndufaf4
Product: NADH:ubiquinone oxidoreductase complex assembly factor 4
Exons: 3
Coding region: 60-623 (187 amino acids)
Biological process (GO): mitochondrial respiratory chain complex I assembly
Cellular component (GO): mitochondrion
Source: RefSeq, a predicted model, not a curated record
CCGUCGCCGAUUUGAAUAAACUUUAUUGCACUGCGGCCGGUGUUCGGUAACUGUCCGUCAUGGGGGCACGAGUCGUGCGUAUGUUCCGAAACUUCAACCUGGAGAACCGGGUACACCGAGAACUGUCGAAGGAGAAGCCGCUGGCAGCACCGCGACACGCGGUGAAAAGCCCGGCGUCCGGCGGCAGCUCUGAGGCUGUGGAAGCGGACUCCGUGAACAAGAAGAACGACCCACUGCUGUCCCUCCUGCGGUCUGUGUAUGUGGAGUCCACAGACCCUGCAGCACCACCAGCACCACCACCACCAGCAGCAGCAGAGGCGUCAAAGGAAGUCAUCGUGGGUAAAGAAGUGGAGCGGCGGCCCUUAAAGUUCAGUUUACCGGCAGGGCCGUACGGCCUGGUAGAGCUCACAGACGUUCCCAAAGGCAAGCUGACCAUCACAGAGGCUCUGAAGGCCCUGGGUGGACACCAGCGCGAGCCCCAGACAUGGACGCCAGAAAAGAUCGCUCAGGAAUAUUCUCUGGACUUGAAAGACACAAAGGCUCUUCUAGAGUUCUUCAUCCCUUUCCAGGUUCACAUCAUACCGCCCAAGACUGACGGUGCCAAGCAGAUCAAGGCUUCUUAGGAAUUGUUUGUGAAUGGUGGACUACAGACAGACAUCACAUGACCUGACUUUAUUUAUGUCAAUAACGUACGUCAAUAAAAUGCAUUAGGAGAGCUGACAGAGUUUCUCAGGCCUGGGCUUUGGACCUUAUGUUUGAUAUGCAGGUGUAGUCACUGGAUUUGACUAAUGUGGAUUUAUUGAUAUUUGUGAAACAAACUAAGAAAAAUUAAGAUAAUGACAUUAAGAAGUUCAUCUGAAGAUUUCUCUAUAGAAUACAAAAGCACUCAUACCUGAAGUCUCGUGAGAGUUUAGCAUCUUGAAACGCGCUCAGAGGUCCAAACAAGGUUGAGAAACCCUGCCUGGCAAAUACUCAUUAGCUUUCCUUCUGACACUGAGACAGUGUCACGCCUGUGUAGUAUGGGGCUAAGGUUAGCCUAGCUUAGCAUAAAUACUGGAAGGAAGAAAUGGUUUAAGCAUGUAACUUCCUCCGGAACAACAAAUUCUUGUUGUUACACUUCUGUUUGCAUGCACAUUAAACUAACAAAUGACGGAGCCAGGCUAGCCGUUUCUACCUGUUUCCAAUCUUGAUGCUAAGCUAGGCUAACCAUGUCCCGUCGUUGUAUUCUUUGCAGCACACUCUCAGUAUGGUUACCAUCGGUCCUUGAAAUUCUUUAAAGUUUGUGAAAGCUUUUUCAAAACAGACAUGUGGUCAUUGAAAGUGCUUAAAUGUAUUAUUUAUAUUAGUUUUUAUUAAAGCCAACACAUUUGAGAAGUGAU